Molecule: messenger RNA, 2294 nt
Organism: Arabidopsis arenosa
Lineage: Eukaryota; Viridiplantae; Streptophyta; Magnoliopsida; Brassicales; Brassicaceae
Source: the annotation of a GenBank genome assembly
AUACAAUUUCAUGAGUUAAUUUUAAAACAGGCAUUUGUUUUGCAUAUUUAUUUCAUUUUAGGCACAUCUGAUAUGUCUUUACGAAAAGAGAUGUUGUAGCUCAAAAAACGCCGACAGUAUUAGAUCGAAGUUCUCCGACAGAAUCAUGGUCAUGACGAGAAGUGAGCGACAUCGGGAAGCUGCUAGAUCCUGCGAUUUGAGUAGCGAAACUCGAACAAGAGUCCAUCGAUGUUCCCGUCCAAAUAUGGAUACUCCGUCGGAGAGGGGAAUUCGAAACCCCACCAUAAGAGCUGCUGCUUCAAGGGCGCCGACGGAGCGGAGGCGGAAAGUCUGUUGUCCCUCUGUAGCUUCGGAGCCACCGUCGAAACGGGCAUGCAUUUCUCCAAUCGAAGAUACAUCGUUACAUGAAGUCGCAGAAACGAAAUCAAGUGUCUCAGACACUGAAUCAUCUUCAAAAGGUACAUCUUUAGAUGAAGUAGCAGAAACUGAUUCAAGUAUUUCACUCACUUUAUCACCUACGAAAGAUGCGGAGGCAGUGGAUGAGAUAUUGCCCUCAAGACUUUUUGCAACAGAUAGGAAUGGUUUCAGUGGACAGCACGGAAAGAUUAGAGAUUUUCCGAUUUUGCUGAUCCAAAAUCUGAAUAGUUGUUGUACUUGUUCAUUGUCGAAACUGCCUUCAUUAUCGACAUCUGAUCACGCUUCUGUGGUUGCGUUGAAUCUCUUUGUUGCACUUCUUUGUGCUUGUAUUGUUCUUGGUCAUCUUUUGGAGGAGAAUCGAUGGAUGAACGAAUCCAUUACCGCCUUAUUGAUUGGGCUUGGCACUGGUGUUGCCAUUUUGUUGAUUAGUAAAGGAAAAAGCUCGCAUCUUCUCGUCUUUAGUGAAGAUCUUUUCUUCAUAUAUCUUUUGCCACCCAUUAUAUUCAAUGCAGGGUUUCAAGUAAAAAAGAAGCAGUUUUUCCGCAAUUUCGUGACUAUUAUGCUUUUCGGUGCUGUCGGGACUAUUAUUUCUUGCACAAUCAUAUCUCUAGGUGUAACACAGUUCUUUAAGAAAUUGGAUAUUGGGACCUUUGACUUGGGUGAUUAUCUUGCUAUCGGUGCAAUAUUUGCCGCAACAGAUUCUGUGUGUACACUGCAGGUUCUGAAUCAAGAUGAGACACCUUUGCUUUACAGUCUUGUAUUCGGAGAGGGUGUUGUGAAUGAUGCCACAUCAGUUGUUGUCUUCAACGCGAUUCAGAGCUUUGACCUCACCCACCUAAACCAUGAAGCUGCUUUUCAUCUUCUGGGAAACUUCUUGUAUUUGUUUCUCCUAAGUACCUUGCUUGGUGCUGCUACCGGUCUGAUAAGUGCGUAUGUCAUCAAGAAGUUAUAUUUUGGAAGGCACUCAACCGACCGAGAGGUUGCCCUUAUGAUGCUUAUGGCGUAUCUUUCUUAUAUGCUUGCUGAGCUUUUCGACUUGAGCGGUAUUCUCACUGUGUUUUUCUGUGGUAUUGUGAUGUCCCAUUACACAUGGCACAAUGUAACCGAGAGCUCAAGAAUUACUACAAAGCAUACCUUUGCAACAUUGUCGUUUCUUGCGGAGACAUUUAUCUUCUUGUAUGUUGGAAUGGAUGCCUUGGACAUUGACAAGUGGAGAUCCGUGAGUGACACACCGGGAACAUCGAUCGCAGUGAGCUCAAUCCUAAUGGGUCUGGUCAUGCUUGGAAGAGCAGCAUUCGUCUUUCCGUUAUCGUUUCUAUCUAACCUAGCCAAGAAGAACCAAAGCGAGAAAAUCAACUUUAACAUGCAGGUUGUGAUUUGGUGGUCUGGUCUUAUGAGAGGUGCUGUAUCUAUGGCUCUUGCAUACAACAAGUUUACAAGGGCCGGGCACACAGAUGUACGCGGGAAUGCAAUCAUGAUCACCAGUACGAUAACCGUCUGUCUUUUUAGCACAGUGGUGUUUGGUAUGCUGACCAAACCGCUCAUAAGCUACCUAUUGCCGCACCAGAACGCUACCACGAGCAUGUUAUCUGAUGACAACACCCCAAAAUCCAUCCAUAUCCCUUUGCUAGACCAAGACUCAUUCAUUGAGCCUUCAGGGAACCACAAUGUACCUCGGCCUGACAGUAUACGUGGCUUCUUGACACGGCCCACUCGAACCGUGCAUUACUACUGGAGACAAUUUGAUGACUCCUUCAUGCGACCCGUCUUUGGAGGUCGUGGCUUUGUCCCCUUCGUCCCUGGUUCUCCAACUGAGAGAAACCCUCCUGAUCUCAGUAAGGCCUGAAGAAAAUGUGGAAUAAAAGCUUUAAUUUUUG